Messenger RNA from Adineta ricciae, 2280 nucleotides. The record is from the annotation of a GenBank genome assembly. Lineage: Eukaryota; Metazoa; Rotifera; Eurotatoria; Adinetida; Adinetidae.
AUGUCAUUCCAUCGUAACACCAUACGUACCCGAUCGAUUAGUACUGGUCCACAUCAAUCAUCUCGGUUCUAUUCCAACGAACCUGAGAGCGAUGGCUCGUCUCGAAUUGAUCACAUUCCAAGUAUUCUACCCGAAAUAGCAAAAAUCGUACGAAAAUUAUUACCACAGGAAACUCCAUUACACGUGCAUGUACGAAAUGUCGAAUAUGCUGAAAAUGGAUGUCAACGGUUAAAUGGCACAUUGUAUAUGACAAUAUUUCGUUUGAUAUUUGCACCUGACAAUGAUUUAGAUAGUAAUAAUCUUAUCGCAUCAGGAAAUAGAUACAUAGGAGAAUAUGAUAUCCCCUUGGCAUCUAUUUAUAGAAUUAUCGUUGCACCUGUUGAUUCUCGAUCGGGUUUUCGAUCAUUUCUUAAUGAAAAUCAGAUUCAAUCCGAAACUCGCUCGUUCACAAUCAUUACUCGAGACUUCCGAAACUUAACAUUCUCAAAAUGUUCAGUAACAAAAUCGAAUUCUCUGGGAAGUAAACAGCAAACAUCUACAUCACAAAUGGAAAAGUACAUCAAUUCGUUACAAAUUCAAUAUCGUUGUCAAUACAAAGAACAAUUAUAUCUCUUCCAUCUGAUACAAAAACCUCCAUCGAAUAAUUUAAAUUCUCGACCUUCACGUAGUCGUGCAUUGUCACCAAUAACGUCUUCGUCAAGCGGUCGAUCCGCCGAUGAUGACAUCGUUGACUUUUGUUUGAGCAACGAUGAACGUAUUAAAAGCUAUAUAACCUAUCAAGAUUGGAAUGAUGAAUUGUACGCGGCGAAUGAAAGACAGUGGGUGGUUAACCACACCAAAUUCGAUAAGUCGUAUAUUGCGCGAACUGAAGGACCAUAUGUUCGUUUGAUAACUCUAAAUGAAAGUGAAAAUCUCGACCAAUUGAUUUGGCAUUGGACCCAUACAUCUGACGCGUCAAUCGAUCAUCGUCAGCAAUACAAAAGAGGACAAAUGCAAUAUAUGCUUAUCACUGUACCUGAUAUAGGCGAGAUCACCGUUGCUGGAGAUCCUUUUCGCCGAAAUGACACAGAUGCCAGUUUAACUUACUCACAUCACUAUAUACAUGAGAGAACAUUCCAUCGAUAUAACUUGGCAAAAUUUCCGUGCAAUUUAAAACGCUUGCAAACUACUUACGAGAAACUAAUCGAAAUAUGUGCAAUGUCUUGUGACGAUGAUAAUGAAAAAUGGCUAACUAAACUUCAAGCAUGCAAAUGGUUGAAAUACGUUUCGAAAGCAUUGCACGGCGCUGCUUCGCUUGCUAAGUUGUUAAACUGUAAACAUAUUGAGCUGGCAGGAAGUGACACAGAUAAUAAUUGUUUGAUGGCAUCAUUAAUCCAAAUAUUUCUUCGACCGCGUUGUCGAACGAUCAAAGGUUUUUGUGAGUUAAUUGUUCGCGAAUGGAUCGUUCGUGGCCAUCCGUUUCGGGAACGUUUUGGUCAAGUGUCGUCCGAUGUGUACGGUUCACCGGCGCAAGAAGUUGGUUCUUUAUUUUUGAAAAAAGACUUUUUACAAAAAAAACCUAUUUCAUUUCAGGCACCAGUGUUCCUUCUCUUUCUCGAUUGUGUAUAUCAACUAAUCAAUCAGAAUCCGUUUGCGUUCGAAUUCACUGAAUACCUUUUACUCGAACUCUAUCACAAUGUUUGCUAUUGCUACCAACAUACCUUCGCUUUUAAUUCGGUUCUCGAACGUCUCGAUGCAAUCAGCAAUUGUUCAAAAUCUAUUUUGAUUCUGUCCGCAUUUGAUUUUUCACUAUAUCUGCUUCCAGAUAUUGUUCGUCUGUUGAAAAAUCAUGCAACAUUGAUCGUCCCUCCAAGAUCGUCUACUUCCAUUUCACAUACUAGAAGUAAGUCAUCUACGGAACAAUCACCAGGUCGUAUUAUCUACCGUCUUGAAAAACCUAAACCACCGGAUUACGUUCGUCAAAAUUCAUUGCCAUCACCAAUGCUCGAUUCCGAAUACUAUGAAUACGAUAAUAUCGAAGCACCGCAAACAUUUAUCCACGAUUUUCAAGUUGAUUGGCGUAUAUUCAACAUUACCCUAUGGUCGAAAUGUUAUUGCCGUUAUGAUCAAAAUUACUUUCCUAACCUCUUCGAACGACAAUUAUCGUUUGAAAUCAGUUGUCUACAAGAUGAUAUCAAACAUCUGCGUACAAAAUCUCGACGACAACCUCCCAUAGACAGUUUCCAUUCGAUUUUCCAUGCCAACUCGUGGCAUCCGCAGAUGCUCGAAACUCAUGUGUGA